AUGGGGGAUUUCGAAGCCGUCAGGACGAAAGAGAUUGCCGUUCAGCAUGGUGAGCCUGUAACGCUACCUUGCAGUGUGCCUUUGGGCUAUCCGCCACCAGUAGUAACUUGGAUCAUGGAGAAAAACUCCCAAAUUCAGUAUCUCAAAGAAACAAAUCGCAGGGCCACAGACAUUAACGGUUUCCUGUAUAUCGCUGCAGUGAUUGAAGAAGACCAUGAUACGUUGUACACUUGCGUGGCAAACAAUGAAGUCCUCCGGCAUCAGAAAAACGGACCGUCAUACAAAAUUAAAGUCUACGGUCAACAAACAAACUAUGCGCUGAGAUCAUUGUACCGGACGCCAAGGACAGAGGUAGCAAUCGCCGGUGAUACACUUCAGUUAAAGUGUAUAUAUGGAGGUUUUCCCACACCACAAUACACCUGGUUCAAAGAUGACAAGGAAAAUAUUGAGCUACCAAAUGUUGCAAUAAAAAAUACGGGCACCAUGCUAGAGAUCAGUCCAGUCAACGAAGAAGCAGCUGGGCAAUAUCGUUGCCAAGGCUCCAAUGAACAGACGAGGACCACGAUGAACUCCCAGUACACCGUGCAUGUGCAGGUUCGCCCAACUUUCGUGGAAAAACCUGAGGACAUCACGGUGCCGGUGAAUGGUUCAGUGACUUUUCGCUGUACCGCCAAGGGGACCCCGACACCACAGAUUAGAUGGACUGUCAAUGGAGAAGACCCGGCUGGUUACAUCGACGGUGUUCGGAAGACUCUGAGUGGCAGCGUUAUGCGGCUGUACAACUUAACUGUGAAAGAUACGGCCGUUAUUCAGUGUAAUGCAUCAAACGCAUUUGGCUAUGACCUUGUGAAUGCUUAUGUCAACGUAAUGCGGGAGCCACCGUACUUCAUCAAGCCACCUCAAUCAGAACUGCGCGUGGUCGACGGGCACGAAGUGACACUUAACUGCCAAACAUUUUCAGCCCCGAAGGCAGUGAUUUCUUGGAGCAAGGAUGGUAGGCCGAUCAACGGUGGACGUUACAGGAGUUUACCGAAUGGUGAUUUGCGAAUAGCGGCUGCGGCUAACACUGAUUCGGGGAUAUACGAGUGUACUGCGACGAAUCCGUUUGGUAGCCGGAAAGCUUCCGGUCGUUUACUCGUUCGCCGCCGGACACGUAUUGUGUUGGCUCCAAUUGACACUCAAGUCUACGAGAACCAGGUAGUCAAGUUUGUUUGUACUGCGGAAACAGACCCAGUGGAGGCGGAAAAUUUAAAAAUAACAUGGUACAAAGAUAACAACUUGAUUAUGCCUGAUGUGACACCUCGAAUACAACCGGUGUGGUUCGAUUAUUCUCUAGUACUGAGUGGUGCUCAGCCUAGAGACACGGGGCAGUAUCGAUGCAAUGCAAGCAAUGGGCUGGAUUUUGCGGUCGCAUCUGCCUCCUUACUGGUUCAAGGUGCACCGGAACAAGCCAUUCGAGUGCAAGUCAACUGCGUCGAAUUCAUAAAUGAGGAGCUGGCUUUGGUUUCCUGGUACCCGGGAUCCGACAAUUAUUCGCCUAUCAUGGAGUAUAUCGUGGAAUAUUCAACACAAUACGAACGGGAAACCUGGUAUCCUGCGGAAAUAUUCAACUACACUGGCUUGGUCCAAAGCACUUCGACUAAGGUACUCCUCCGACCGGCCAUUUUGUACUGGUUCCGCGUUCGAACAAGAAAUAGAGUUGGCACAUCCCUACCAAGCUCACCCACAACGACUGAAUGCGGUAUACCUCCGCGAGUCCCGGAAGUUAAUCCAAGGGAACUGUACGUUUACGGAUCCAUGAGAAACAACAUGAUCAUACGUUGGACGACACUGCCCUACAUUGAGCACUACGGAAGCAAUCUUGGCUAUGAACUAACUAUUGCCUGCCUAAACUGUGAUAUUAUUCCAAAAUCCGCUAUCAACCACACUGUCAUUGGUGAUUGGCGAACCGAUCGAAUCACACUAACUUCGUUUCGCGUGGGCAGAACUAUCUAUGAACUGGAGACUUUUAAACAAUUCAGAGUCACCAUCCAGAGCCGCAACGAGAAAGGAAUGAGCACCGCUCCUCCUACCGUUGCUUUCGGCUACUCUGGCGAAGCAGUCCCCACAAUAUCCCCACCGACGCCGACAGUGAUUAACGUGACAGGUCAGGGUGCAGUCCUGCAAUGGCAAGCACUGACGGAAGCACAAGCGUUUCAGGUGAACGGAUACUUCCGAGGAUACAGAAUCGAAUGGUGCGACGCAUCUGCGACAUCGACUCAGUGUGCAGCGGGAACACGGUUUCAGGAUGUGCUAGUUAGAAUCCCAACAACACCGGUCUUGUACAAUCGCAGAAGGCGAUCGGUUUCUAUUCGGGAGGAAGAGCAGGCUUCUGCUAAUGAUACAAACGACUGGCAUGGUGUUCACAGUACUGCAGAAGAGUCUGUUCUAGAUCGUUACCUGUCCAAUACAAGCAAACCUACGAGUCGAACUUAUGCGCCAUUCUGGUCAAGAUAUUCUAUCUCCCCUAUUUGUGGAACAAACCCUGUGCGUGUUAUAUCUUGUCCCGGCGCAGGCCGGUUCCCGAGGGCAGCCCAGUCACCGUCGAUUCUUGGCGAUGCGUACGAUUCCGUUGUGUCUCGGAUGCCCAGACAAACAACUUCACCACGUGUGCCUCAAGCAGUAACUGGAACACAAAAGUCGGCUCCGUUUGUUUACGGGCAAACAAUUACCCACACGUUGACUGGUGUGCCCGGGGCGUCGACCGCCCGUGUCUGGUUGAGGGUUCUAAACACCAGGUUUGCAGGACCCAUGGGUGGCACUGUUGAAAUAACUACCCUUGAAGACACCCCAGGACCAGUGGCCAAUCUUCGCUCUACUGGUGUUGGUGUAACAUUUGCCGAGAUAACCUGGACUCCACCGUCGGAACCUAACGGCAUCGUGCUUGGAUAUGAGUUCGAAGCCAUGGAAUUGUUGAAAUUGGUCCUGGUCAACUGGCUAGUGCGAGUACAACGUAAGUUCGCCUGCUGUGGGGCCACUUCUCAUUUGAACUGGUUAUCACUAGAUAUACACACUACGCCUGCCGUCAAUGAACUGAACCAAACCGAAUAUGAUCCCUGGAUUCAACUUGAUGUUGUAACCUGUGAAUCCGCCUUGCUCACGCCCAGUUCCGAAGUGACUAUCUACCAUCUCCGCUAUGAUGCACCGGUCUAUCGCCGAGACUGCAACACAGCCGCUUAUGAUUAUCAAUACACGGAAUUAGGGGGUCUCAUCGGACUAUUUGCCGCUGUCGACGUCUGCUUGCAUUUGCUUCAAGUCUGCACACAGUUAUACAGCUACCAUAAAACGGCUCCGCGAUAUCCAUGCGUGAAGUGGGCGAACAAACUGCCUCCGCUUCAAAGCAAACUAACUCCACCAAAAUUUGGCUCACGACGUGAAAGUACCGGCUCGAUAAUACAUCGCACGGGAUCUAUCACACAUGCUGAUGGUUCUCGAACACACACAGACGGCUCGGUUACUUUUCCUGAUGGCAAGACCUUACCGAAGCCUGAAAAAUUGGUGCACCGCUCCGGUUCGAUAACCCUGCGUUCUGGAUCACGCCUUCAUCGUACUGGCUCGCGAACUCACUUGGAUGGGAGCCGUACACACAGAACAGGUUCCAUCACGUACGAGGAUGGAUCUAGGCGGCAUAGGGACCAAAUGAUUACACCUGGACCUGGGGACAGUCGUGAAGGAUGCAUGGUUGGUGCGAAUGCACAAAUGUUUUUUGGUUCUACUGGUUACAUAAACACUGAACGGCUCAUACAGGCAUGCCAAGGGAUUCAUUUGUUCGCACAACCCAGCCUAGUUCAGCAAAUGGAGUUAGAUGAUAAAGCAGAAUGGUUGGAGCGCAAUUUGAAAAUCGGUUGGAUUGUCCAUGGAGGUGGUAAGCAACACUGCACGAUCGUUCCUUUAAUUUCUCUUAAGUCGGCUAGAGUGGACGGGCCGAUACAAACCAGCGAAUUACGUCGCUUCCUGCGGUUGCAACUGCCUAUUUUGGAGGCAAUUAUAUACACGGAUGGCAAUGCUAUUUUGGAAAAUGAAGCGAAUGCGUACUACCGAAGCUUCGGUGUCUGUUUCAUUAGGUCCAUAUUAUUUCUACUCUUCGGCUACGUUGCCGCAUGCCUUAUAUUUCCGCUAUUUUUACCCACAAAUCUGGACUCACCAGUGUUAUACUCCGCUCCGGGUUGGGUAUAUGAUAGUAUGCAAAGGCAUUCAAAUGAUCAACAAGUGGCAGAGGAUGCACAGGCUAUACACCAGGAGGUAACAAAGCAGGCCGGAUUGCUGCUGUACACUUGCAUUAUGGGAGGCAUGCUGAUCUCCCGCCGCACUCGCUGCCUUGUGGUGCUUCUCAUUCCGAUUUUUAGUCUUUGUUGUGGUCACAUCUAUUUGUGCAAUCAGAUGUUGCAAGCCACGUUGCUGGGUCCUGUGUCGAAUGCGGAACGAAAUUUCGUUUCAACUGGAGCAACGCUGGAUUGUUUGGCCGAGAUGACUUAUAAUGUUAGCCGUGAUAUCGACCGUGCCACUCGUGUUUACCCGUUGGACGACGCCAUAACAGAGGAAGCUGCAGACGUGAUUCGACCAGAGGAUCCAGAGUUUCGCAAUGUCACCCCUGGAUUAGUUGAAAUGAGCACACAGUUGGCUGAGAAUGUGACGGAGAAAUUGUUGGAACUUUACAACAUGACCUCACCGGUUUUGUUAAUCUCGGAAAACCAGUUGAAACUGGCUGCUGCUGUCGAGUCGGAAUUUACAGAAGAGAACAAUGAGACGUACCUAGAAAGCGCCAAAAGGUUGAUCAGGAUGCUUUCAGACCCAGUAUCAAAGAAGAGGGGAGAGGCGUUGGAUCGGAGUAACCGAGCCCAUUUGCCCAUGCAACAAAUGGGAAGUUUACAAAAAGCGAUCACCAUAGGUGGCGAAUUUGAAGAGAAUGUGAACCGCAUGUCCGUGAUGUCAUGCAUGCUUAUCCGGUCACUGAGUGUCAAACGUUGUCGUGAAAAAGCUACCGAACUUUGUGAUGCGUUAAAAGGUGCGAUACAAAACUUGGAUCACGAGCCAGUGUGGUUCAGAGAAGCAUGUUUAAACGGCAAACCAACCGACGCGGCCUGUCCCACUAGACGCUUUUUGCUUGAGGCUGAGAAAGACUGUCACGCGGUUCCCAGCACCCUAGGCAUGGAGUAUGGUGUGGGUGCAUUCGCCGUGGAGGCAGUGAAUGUGUUAGAGACAAUUUCCAAAGAGUUUCAGAUUUCCAUUGACUCAUCGGACGAGGAAGAAGAUUUUGAACCAGGGAAAGUGGAACAAUGGAUGAAUCCGUCUUCAACCGACACCGAUACCAAGCGAAAUGAGCUAGCCGACCGAAUGUACAUGCUAUUCUACAUCCUCAUUAUCGUGAGCGCUCUCGCUCGGCUGUUUAUUGUAGGAGUGUUCUUUCAAGCUCACCGGUACAUCUCUGCUUAUCUGUUGGAUGUUAAAUUUGACAACGUGUACGCUGGAAAAAUGUUUGAGAUGAUUGACUCCAAGCGAUUGGAUGACGGACGUGAUACACUGCUACCAUUGAAGUCAAUGGAAAGGGAACAUGUCUACUGGCGAACAAGGUUUUACACUGCGAAAGAGAUAAAACGUGUAAUGAUACUACUGUUGCGGAUUUUUGUUUUUGGGUUCAUAUUACUUCUUGCGUUUGCAGCGAAUAAUCAUUUGAUAGAAAUGGUCGCAUUUUUGGUCGACUUGACCUUCGGGUACUACGGGAUGCGAAGGCGUGUGGGAGAAACUAGCUACACCGGAUCAUACGCUAUCGUCAAAGGGGCAGAUGGAAUAUUUCAGAAACUGCUCACUCGAUUUUUCCACAACCUAGACAACUUGAAAAGUAUUGAUCUGGACUAUGAUGCUUCAUACUGCAGCCCGACGAUUCAUGAAACAAGUGAGUUAUUAGAGAGCGACUUCUACACAAGUUGGUAUGGGCUAUUCGCCCUGGCUCUGUUCUCCCCACUGUUGCUGCGUCUGAGGCAUGUAGUUGCGUCCUUUUUCUACCCUUCCCGUGUACGACAUCGCACUGUUCAUUUGUACAAUUCGCUGCUAACCCAGCGUCGACGCCAUAUGACAACCACGAGAAAUCUAAUUGUCCAUUGGGUACGUGAAGGCCGGCUGCAGGAGGAGGCAAGGCGCAUGAGUCAGCCCUCGUUUGUAGCCUCAGUCAGUCAGAAUUUGGCCAAAGUGUUGGGGAUGGACAAAAAGAUAUGCCUUAUUUGUCAUGAUGCGAUAAACCCAGGACCAAACAUCAGCGUGUGUACUUUGGACAAAGCUGCUCUUUGCCGUCAGUGCGUUGAAGUGGUGCUCCGGAAAGACGUUUGUGUGGUUUGUUUGGACAGGAACCCUAAGCGUCUGUUCAAAGAACGAAGGAAGAUUCAACGUUUGGAGAACCAACUGAACUUAAGAGUAGAUAAAUAG
This is a messenger RNA of Dicrocoelium dendriticum, 6459 nucleotides long. The record is from the annotation of a GenBank genome assembly. Lineage: Eukaryota; Metazoa; Platyhelminthes; Trematoda; Plagiorchiida; Dicrocoeliidae.